GUUUACACUGACUGUACCAGGCAACCCUCCCGGACAAUACUUUAAUCGGCCGGCUAACGAUAAGCGCGGUAAUCGUUAUACGGGCGCACCGAUAUGUGCGCGGUUAGGCCGUCUUUUCUUCUGAAGUGUUAGUAGUGUCCCUAAAGGAACUCCAAAAAGCAGAAUGCAACAUUUAAUAUAUAGUGGUUAACAGAUGAUGUGCCUCCACGGUGGACUCCUCUGAUUUAUAUGAUAAUGCAGUCAAUGGAGGUGGAUCUUCAUCCUGGCUCGACCAUCCGUAAUCCCUCUUUCCGACCCAAUUCCGUGAGCAGCGCAAAUGUUGGCACCCUGAGCCUACAUAUUUCAUCGGUUAAUUCCUCUGCGAGCAAUGGGGCCAGAGUAGGAAAUGACGAGUCUGCACCUCCGUUCUCCGAAUUAAUCGCAGUCGUCUCCGAUAACGGUUUAAACACUUGUGACUCGUCUCGACUACCAGCCGAAGGCAACGCUACUGUGCAGCCUGGCUCAUGCUCAAGCGCGAGUGCAUAUCAAUCUGCUUAUGGCAGCGGUACCCACGAUGGUUCUGUUUCUCUCUGUACCUCUUUCGGCACAGGUGAGCCAGCACCUGUGUCGAGUGCAACCAAUGGACCUCUCGUAACAGCUUCAACAGCGAUGGGGAAGUUUGUCACUAGCCAUGCUCCAAGCAGUCGACUCAUUUACGCAUCAGAACGACAUCCACAGCAAUCUUUGGAGUCUAUGAAUUGCUUGCGCAAAAACCGGGAGUUAUGCGAUGUGGUACUUCUCGUGGAUGGCCGGGAGAUAUUCACACAUCGAGUUGUACUGGCUGCAUGUUCCGCAUACUUUCGCGCCAUGUUUACAGGGGAACUGGCCGAAUCGCGUCAAACUGAGAUAACUCUUUACGAUCUGGAUGGCAGCGCAGUGGAAACUCUGAUCGAGUUCUGUUAUACUAGCCAGAUUACCGUCGAAGAAUCCAAUGUCCAGACCCUCUUACCUGCUGCAUGUUUGCUACAAAUUACAGAAGUGCAAGAUGUGUGCUGUGAAUUUCUGAAGCGACAGCUAGAUCCUUCCAACUGUCUUGGGAUACGUGCGUUCGCGGACACCCAUGCCUGCCGUGGACUUCUUCGAGCAGCCGAUCGGUUUACGCACUUGAACUUCCUAGAUGUUGUGGAGUCGGAAGAAUUCUUGCUGCUUCCAAUGAAGCAGUUGGUGGAGAUUCUCAGUUCGGAUGAACUGAAUGUCCGCUCAGAGGAGCAAGUUUAUCGGGCUGUCAUGCGAUGGAUACACCACAACCUAUCCGACCGGCGGCAUCAUCUGGCCUAUCUCAUGCAGCAUGUCCGGUUACCCCUGCUGUCGCCAAAGUUUCUAGUAGGUACCGUAGGAGCCGAUAUGCUCGUCCGAUCUGACGAGCGCUGUCGUGAUCUGGUGGAUGAGGCUAAAAAUUAUCUACUCUUGCCCCAAGAGCGUCCACUCAUGCAGGGCCCGCGAACAAAACCCCGUAAACCGUCACAAGCCGGCGAGCUAUUGUUCGCAGUCGGCGGCUGGUGCUCCGGUGACGCAAUCGCCUCUGCUGAACACUAUGAUCCUCGGACACACGAAUGGCAUUUGGUUGCGCCGAUGCACAAACGACGGUGUGGCGUCGGCGUGGGAGUUGUGGACGAUCUCCUGUUUGCCGUUGGCGGACAUGAUGGACAGAGUUAUUUGAAUUCCGUGGAACGCUAUGAUCCUCAUACGAAUCAGUGGUCAUCCGAUAUCGCCCCGACCAGUACUUGUCGAACCAGCGUCGGGGUUGCUGUUCUGAACGGAUUUAUGUAUGCGGUUGGUGGUCAGGAUGGAGUGAGCUGUCUCAGUCUGGUGGAGCGUUACGAUCCUGUGGUGAACAAGUGGAUCAAGGUGUCCAACAUGGCUUCUCGACGCUUGGGCGUCGGUGUAGCUGUCCUCAAUGGCCAGCUGUACGCUGUCGGUGGUUCAGAUGGUCAGCAGCCAUUGUCUUCGGUAGAGCACUAUGACCCUCGUGUUGGUACAUGGCACCGCAUGUCCUGCAUGGGCACUCGAAGGAAACAUCUUGGUGUGUCUGUGUACAAUGGACUUAUCUACGCUGUUGGUGGAAGGGACGAAGUAACCGAACUCUCCUCCGCUGAAUGCUUCGAUCCACGCACCAGAACUUGGUCUCCAGUUGUUGCUAUGACAUCUAGACGUAGUGGGGUCGGUCUGGCAGUUGUAAACAGCCACCUCAUCGCUAUCGGGGGGUUCGACGGUGCAACCUACCUCAAAACUGUUGAGUUGUACGAUCCUGACUCCAAUUGUUGGCGUAUACGUGGCAGUAUGAAUUCCCGUCGUCUUGGUGGAGGCGUCGGUGUUGUUCGACUAGCUGGGUCUGCUUGGACAGCUAACAUGAUGAGCACCAGAGGAUCAACUGAUGAAACGGAAGGAUCGAUGAAAGUGUCCGGUCUCUCAGUGCCAAUUCCACCAGGUCUCUCUGCUUCGGUUUUCAAUCAAUUCAGUGGAUCCUCUUCUUCUGCAUUACCAAUGUCUUCUAGUAUGACCAACUCAGCAAUUGUGACCUCGUCCAACUCUGUAGGACUCUCGAAUUCAAAUGGAGGGACCAUGUUAUCAUCGAGUAGAACAUCCUAUAACAACGCUUUCUUAUUCUAAAUCUGUGGCACAUACCAUACUAACCAUAGAGAUGGUGUGAUUGGUUCACAUCUUGUUUCGUUACAAUCUUUUCUCUCUGUCACCUCCGUGUACAUAUCGCUGUUUCUUUCCUCCACUUUUUGUAUGUAUUCUGACGGUGCCACGCGUUGUAUCUGCCCCCACACUCGCACUAGUGAUUUUUAGCCUUGUUACGGGUAUUUAUUUUUUGCUUGUUUUGUGUUUCAUUUCUUUUCGAAAGACGCACGUAGUAUUGUCUUUCUGAAUUUUCCCGGGAGACCUUUUCCUCCAUGGUGUUGAACUCUGCACCGAAUUUCUGUCUGUUAUAUACGCACGUCCUUGUUCCUUUAUUUAUGUGUACACACAAUGUGAAUAUGCCAUUAGCACGUUGUAUUGCUUGCGCUGUGUCGUAACUGGGUUUGUGGUAUCAUUCACUGCUUGGCUGUUUCGUUCGUUUGCCUUUCUGUACACUUAUCUUAAAACUCACAGCUUCUCCACGCCGGGUCAAAACUGCCUUCGUCUAAGCCCUGGCAGGGUUCGCAACUCAUCUAUUUUAAACUUGGAGCGUCGUGUGUUGAACGCUUUGAAAGCAUUUCAGCCAACCCGCCAUCACAGCUGUUAAUUGGGUCAUUUAGCCCAUCUUUGGACAUUAUCGUCAUAACUUUCACCAUCGAUGUGAUCCAAUCAUUUAAUUCGGCCCUGCUAAAAGGGAACAUUGUCCUUAUCUUAACGAAUUCCACCGGCCUAUCUGACUGGCUGUUGUAACCUGUCAUUCCCAUUUCCACGAAGAGCUGAAAUACCUGUGUAAAUCACCGAGACAACAGUCUUGAUACUUC
This is a messenger RNA of Dicrocoelium dendriticum, 3482 nucleotides long. Lineage: Eukaryota; Metazoa; Platyhelminthes; Trematoda; Plagiorchiida; Dicrocoeliidae. The record is from the annotation of a GenBank genome assembly.